ACUUUUGAGACACUCACAUUUCCUGCAUCUCUACAUCUCACACAUCAAAAACUAUAAGCGAUCCGCUUCAGCCAUGGUGAGCUUCUGUCCUAUCUGUGGGAAGCCUGUUUAUUUUGGCGAGAAGAAAAGGUCAUUGGGACGGGAUUAUCAUCCAUUGUGUUUGAAAUGCCACAAAUGUAAAAGACAGCUAACAGCUGGCCAGCAUGCAGAGCAUGAUGAGAAGCCAUACUGCUCUAACUGCUACAUGAGAGAUUUUGGACCCAGAGGUAACCGAAAACCUGUUGCUCGGACGUUUAACACACCUGCUGAAUAAGAGAUGCUCUGCCAUCUUGAAAAACACACCAGACCAUCUACAAUCAACAACAUGGCUAGACCAUCCAGAUUUACCAACAACACACCUGCAGCAUCUAUUUUUCAUUGCCACACAAGGCAAAAUAAUUAUAUAUUGCCUAUUUAAUCUAGCCACAGUUUGAACUCGCCACCCUAAUUUUUACAUAUUCAGAAACUCCCAAAGUCAUCCGAAGUGGCAAUCUCUUAGGGAACUGAGCUUAUUUUAUGAGAUGAUUCCAGAGCUGAAACCACCAUAGACAUUAGGGAAACAUCCCUCCAAAUAUUCAGAAUAAUAGUCGAUUUAUAUGUUUUUUGAUUGACUUAUUUUUUUACAUUUGGUCUCCCUCUUUUGGUCUCCUCUAUUCUUCUCUUGUGAUUAAUUUAAAGUUGUAGAAAUUUGGGUGCCUGGGUAGCUCAGCGAGUAAAGACGUUGACAACCACCCCUGGAGUCGCAAGUUUGAAUACAGGGUGUGCUGAGUGACUCCAGCCAGGACUCCAAAGCAACCAAAUUGUCCCAGUCACUAGGGAGGGUAGAGUCACAUGGGGUAACCUCCUCAUGGUCGCUAUAAUGUGUGGUUCUCGCUCUCAUUGAGGCGUGUGGUGAGUUGUGUGUGGAUGCCGUGGAGAAUAGCAUGAAGCAUCCUCACGCGCUAUGUCUACGCGAUAACGCGUUCAACAAGUCAUGUGAUAAGAUGUGCGGAUUGGCAGUCUCAGACACAGAGGCAACUGAGAUUCAUCCUCCGUCAGCUGGAGUGAAGCGAGUCACUACGCCACCACAAGGACUUUAGAGCGCAUUGGGAAUUGGGCAUUCCAAAUUGGGGAGCAAAGGGGAGGGGAAAAAACAAACAAACAAACAAAAAAGUUGUAGCACUUAAAUAGUUAAUGUAUGUUAUUGUUGUUGAAUCAAAUUGUAUCUUCCCGGUUGUAUCUUUUUCUAGGUGUUAAGAAUGGGGAUGUGAAAAUGUCAGACCAUAGAAUAAAAUGAAUUUUGGUAUGAAUGUGUAGGCAGGUGGUUCUUAGAUACCAUUAUAUAUUUUUGAUUUAGAAAAAUAACAUCAAGAAUAUGUAUACAUAAAUGAAUUGAUUUACUUGAAACACAAUGUAAUUUUGUGCGCUAUCAUUGUUCAUUGGGAUUUUGAGGAUCAGACACUGUACAACAAAGGGUUAUUUUCACAAGGAAGCAAACGUAUCUACAAAGCAAAAAUGACAAUAAUGAAUCAUUGUGUCUUUUUAAUUAGGAGCAGAGGCUUGCUUCCCAAACCACUCGCUGCAUAAGUGAUGGCUGUAUUAUUUUUGUACAUUCAGGAAUAAUGUUUAUUUAAUUUUAAGAUUUUAUUUGUUUUAUUUUUCCAUUAGUUCAUUGAAAAGCUUCACUCAUUUAAUUUAGAGCUGCCAGCUAUCAUACUGUCAAAUCACUGAAUCAAAACAGUCUUUUAUCCUUAAGUCCAUAAAA
Xyrauchen texanus (razorback sucker) is the source of this 1783-nucleotide messenger RNA. RefSeq names its product cysteine-rich protein 1-like. The record is from RefSeq and is a predicted model, not a curated record. The transcript is spliced from 4 exons. Gene Ontology annotation, molecular function: zinc ion binding. Lineage: Eukaryota; Metazoa; Chordata; Actinopteri; Cypriniformes; Catostomidae. Gene Ontology annotation, biological process: regulation of gene expression; intrinsic apoptotic signaling pathway in response to DNA damage. Bases 74 to 313 code for a protein of 79 amino acids.